Molecule: messenger RNA, 2771 nt
Organism: Macrobrachium nipponense
Lineage: Eukaryota; Metazoa; Arthropoda; Malacostraca; Decapoda; Palaemonidae
Product: cytochrome P450 2L1-like
Exons: 12
Coding region: 76-1542 (488 amino acids)
Biological process (GO): xenobiotic metabolic process
Cellular component (GO): intracellular membrane-bounded organelle; cytoplasm
Molecular function (GO): oxidoreductase activity, acting on paired donors, with incorporation or reduction of molecular oxygen, reduced flavin or flavoprotein as one donor, and incorporation of one atom of oxygen; heme binding; iron ion binding
Source: RefSeq, a predicted model, not a curated record
CUUUUGUGUGAAUCCGAAGCCAGUCGCAGGAUUCAGGGUAAAAUCUUUCUGAGCGGAUGAGAAUUCUCGACAACGAUGAUUCUCGAAAUUAUUCUCUUCCUCUCCCUCGUUCUCAUCCUUCGCCAUUGGCUCAAGAGACCCAAAGGACUGCCUCCAGGUCCUCGUGGGUAUCCGAUUAUUGGCACCAUCAUAGCCUCUAACUUGGAGCAAAUCGUGGACUACAGGAAGAAAUAUGGCGACGUAUUCAUGUUAAACUUCUUCAGAAUGAAGUUCCUCUACAUCUGCGACUACAAACUGAUGAAGGACGCCCUGGGAAGCCCCGAGUUCUCGGACCGCCCCAGUUACGAAUUUUUCCAUUUUCUGACAGACGGGAAGGAAGCAGGUGUGAUGAUGAGCAACGGCCAAAGGUGGGUCAACGCCCGGCGGUUCCUUCUCCGGAACCUGAGAGAUUUGGGCAUGGGCAAAUCGAGCCUGGACGAAGCCAUCAUCCACGAAGCCCGCUGCCUGGUCGAGGACUUCCAGCAAUAUGCUGGAAAACCUUCCAAGUUUCCAGAGUCUCUGAAUAUCGCUGUUCUGAACGUCGUCUGGCAAAUGGUUGCAAGUCGAAGGUACGACCUAUAUGACGAAGAGGUCAGCGAUUUCAUCAAGAUCAUGAGAACUCUCCUGGACGACCCUACGGCACUUUUGGCAUUCUUUGUUUGCCCAGCUUUGGAGAAGGUUUUCCCAAAAAUUGUCAUCGACAAAGUCUUCAAAAUGGAAGCGCUGCAGAAGAUUGUGGUUGCUGCGAAAAACCUGUUUGGGAAAACAAUAGAGACUAGGAAGGCCCAGUUGGAUGUCAACCACCCAGAAAACGUCAUCGACGAGUACCUCAUUCAGAUGAACAACAAAACCGAAAUUGCAGAGUUCUUCACUGAGGCCGACCUGAUGAAAGUCAUCUUCGAUCUAUUUGCUGCCGGUUUCGACACGACCGCCAACAUGCUCAGGUGGAUAAUACUCUAUGCAGCCAAGUACCCGGAUGUCCAGAAGAGAGUUCAGGGGCAAAUUGAUGAAGUGGUUCCUCGUGGGGAGUUUCCUACCAACCAACACAAGUCACAGUUACCGUUGCUGGAGGCUUUCAUCCAUGAGGUCCUUCGAAUGAGUUCCCUCAUACCCUUUGGAGUCAUGCACACCCCUACUGAAGAUACGUACCUAGCAGGAUACCUUGUGCCAAAGGGCACGGCAGUCUUCAGUAUGGCUGGCAUUGCGCACCAGGAUCCACGGUACUGGGAGAGUCCUCAGGAGUUUAGGAUUGAAAGGUUCCUGGAUAAAGAGGGAAAAUUCAUUUCCCACAAAGAAGGAUUCACUCCAUUUUCACUAGGCAAAAGGAGCUGCUUGGGAGAAUCUCUGGCCAGGAUGGAAAUGAGCAUCUUCUCAGCCGCGCUGUUCCAGAACUUCACUUUUUCGCCGCCAGAGGGGGAGGAGGAAGUGGAUCUCGCCCCGCGAAAAUUACCCAUGUCGCAUGUGGCGAAGGACCAGGACAUUCUCAUAUCCGUCAGGAACUGAGGCCUCAAUUGUGGCCCAUUCUCAAGGAAUAUGGAUAACACCUUACUAGAGAGAAAAAUUAAAGUCUACACGAAUGUAGAUAACUACUUACUGGAGGCACCAUUGAAGUCUACAGAAAUACGGAUAGCUACUUACUGGAGGCAUCAUUGGAGCCUCCAUCAAUGUAGAUCACUACUUACUGAAGGCAGCAUUGAAGUCUUGAGGGAUAUGGAUAACUACUUACUGGAGCCAGCGUUGAAGUCUCCAGGAACAGAGAUAACUACUUACUGGAGGCAGCAUUGAAGUCCCCAGGAAUAUAGAUCACUACUUACUGGAGGCAGCAUUGAAGUCUCCAGGAACAGAGAUAACUACUUACUUGAGGCAGCAUUGAAGUCUCCAGGAACACAGAUAACUACUUACUGGAGGCAGCAUUGGAGUCUCCAGGGAUGUAGAUAACUACUUACUGGAGGCAGCAUUGGAGUCUCCAGGACACAGAUAACUACCUAGUGGAGGCAGCAUUGAAGUCUCUGGGGAUGUAGAUAACUACUUACUGAAGGCAGAAUUGGAUUCUCCAGGUUACAGAUAACUACUUAGUGGAGACAGCAUUGAAGUCUCCAGGUCACAGAUAACUACAUAGUGGAGACAGCAUUGAAGUCUCCAGGUCACAGAUAACUACUUAGUGGAGACAGCAUUGAAGUCUCCAGGUCACAGAUAACUACUUACUGGAGUCAGCAUUGGAGUCUCCAGGGAUAUAGAUAACUACUUACUGGAGGCAGCAUUGAAGUCUCCAGGAACACAGAUAACUACUUACUGGAGGCAGCAUUGAAGUCUCCAGGAACACAGAUAACUACUUACUGGAGGCAGCAUUGAAGUCUCCAGGAACACAGAUUACUACUUACUGGAAGCAGCAUUGAAGUCUCCAGGAACACAGAUAACUACUUACUGGAAGCAGCAUUCAAGUCUCCAGGUCACAGAUCACUACUUACUGGAGACAGCAUUGAAGUCUCCAGGUCACAGAUAACUACUUACUUCAGGCAACAUUGAAGUCUCCAGGUCACAGAUAACUACUUACUGGAGGCAGCAUUGAAGUCUCCAGGUCACAGAUAAUUACUUACUGGAGGCAGCAUUGAAGUCUCCAGGUCACAGAUAACUACUUACUGGAGGCAGCAUUGAAGUCUCCAGGUCACAGAUAACUACUUACUGGAGGCAGCAUUGAAGUCUCCAGGAACACAGAUAACUACUUACUGGAA